UAUGGCGUUCAAAAUAGCCUCUGCAUGCAGCAACUAUCACGUUCUCAACCUCAUUGGUGGAUAUCGAGCAUCGUACGGGUUGUUUGCAGCCCUGAAUCAUGGAAUAUUUGAAUAUUUGGAAACGAAAGACGGGGGACGAACGGCUCGUCAGACAGCGAGGGACUUGAUUUUAGACGAGACUGCGACGACGGUUUUACUUGACAAUUGCACGAGCGUAGAUCUUUUGGUGAAAGAAAUACCAAACGGUGAAGUAGAAAAUGCUCUCUAUUCAAACUCAGAACAAACGAAGCGAUAUCUUCUUCCUAAAAGUCCGGAAUCGUUGUAUGGAUACGCCAUUGUCGAAGCAAAAACCAUGUCAAAGCUGGUUGCCAAUUUCAAGCACACGGUGAAGGAAGGAAAAUGGCAGUGGGAGAGAGCAUUUGGUGUUUCCUUAAAAGAUGAAUGCUACACCAAUUUGUUUGACAACAAAGAAAAAAUGAUCGAAUUUGUAGAAGGGAUGGGUUGCCGUAUGAAGAUGUCAGUGAGCUCAGUCUUUAGCCCGUUCGACUUCUCUGAAUUCAACCAUCUUUGCGAUCUCGGAGGUGCAGGUGGGGCGUUAUCCUACGCUGCUGUGAACGCCUACCCGAAUAUGAAGUCGACAGUUUUUGAUCUGCCAGCUGUUGUCAACGUUUCUGAUCAUUUCAGACCGUCUCUGGAAGAGUGUCCGAACAGAGAUAAUGUCACGUUUGUAGCUGGGGAUUUCUUUAAAGAUGAACUACCUCCUGCCGAUUUGUAUAGCUUGGUCACUAUCAUUAACGAUUGGAGUGUGGAGAAAAUAGAUUUUCUUGUAAACAAAAUAUACAACAGUCUUCCUUCAGGUGGAGGUUUUUUGAUUGGUGUAAUAAUGCUUAAUGACGACAAACGAGGACCUUGGCAGGCCAUGAUUUACGGUAUGUUGAUGCUCUCGGUUCACGAGAAUGGCCAUGACAGGUAUCGAACAGAAAAAGAGUGUAACGAGCUGCUCACCAAACAUGGCUUUGUUGAUGUCCAGUUUCACAGGAACCCCGUCCUCUUCUUUCCUGGUGGAGUGUUUGCAAGGAAACCAUAAGCUUUUACUUAAACUUCUCAGUAAAACGUCUCAGAAAAACGACAUAAUUAUACGAAAAAAAAUUCUUUUAUGCUAGUUCUGCAAACCGUGCGGUCACCAACAAUAGAAAUGAACUGGAACUAGACGUAAAUUCCCGUGAGCUAAAUUUAAUGUUUUCCGCGCUUAAUUAGAGCUUAGGAUUUUAAACUUCCAGUUAUAGACGGUCAU
Messenger RNA from Dendronephthya gigantea, 1294 nucleotides. Its product is annotated as acetylserotonin O-methyltransferase-like. Gene Ontology annotation, molecular function: S-adenosylmethionine-dependent methyltransferase activity; O-methyltransferase activity. The record is from RefSeq and is a predicted model, not a curated record. Gene Ontology annotation, biological process: methylation. The transcript is spliced from 3 exons. NCBI's taxonomy places the organism in Eukaryota, Metazoa, Cnidaria, Anthozoa, Malacalcyonacea, Nephtheidae. Bases 2 to 1087 code for a protein of 361 amino acids.